Colossoma macropomum (tambaqui) is the source of this 1899-nucleotide messenger RNA. RefSeq names its product caspase 23, apoptosis-related cysteine peptidase (gene casp23). The record is from RefSeq and is a predicted model, not a curated record. Gene Ontology annotation, molecular function: cysteine-type endopeptidase activity. Bases 135 to 1478 code for a protein of 447 amino acids. The transcript is spliced from 12 exons. Gene Ontology annotation, biological process: proteolysis. NCBI's taxonomy places the organism in Eukaryota, Metazoa, Chordata, Actinopteri, Characiformes, Serrasalmidae.
AAAGCGCAGUGCAACACAGAGCUUAGAGCGAGUCCCGCUUCGCCGGUCGAUCCGGAAGAAGCGGUGAUUUGUAAACAGUUCAGAGUAGUCAGAGUGGGAAAUUAAAAGCCUAAUAUUAACUUAAUAUCUGAGACAUGUCCCAGCCUGAGGAAGACGACAGGUACUCAGAAGACGCUGCACCUUUGUCCAACUUCUCUAAUCUGAGAAUUGCUAAAGGUAAAGAGAACAGAAAGUCGGAUGAAAUCGAAGUCGUUGUUUUGCUUUGUGGUCAUGAAAUACCACUAGACUACCUGAUUGCGUGGUGCAAGUACUGUCUUAAACAGAACAAAAACGACUUCACCUGUCCCAGAUUUGAUGAGGGCAAGAAAAAAAUAUGUGGGAAGGGAUUUUCUUAUCAGGUCUUGUGUCAGAAAGCGAAACUAACUCCCGAACUGAAGGAACACUUUGAGGAAAGACUUGGUGCAUUAACUGCUGCAAGACUCUGUGAAUAUAAACCAUGUCCAGGGUGCCAGUCUUAUGUGGAGAGAGCAGAUAAGAAAAACUUGUGUGUCCGUUGUACCAUCUGCACCUCCAGGACAGGGAGCGCGUAUGAGUUCUGCUGGAACUGCAGGAGGGAGUGGAAGGGGCCAGUUGUCAGUGCUCUGAAGUGUGCAAACGACGGCUGUGGAAAGCAAGAGGUCAGUCCACCUAAUCCUCUUGUAUUAUGUCAGCCAGAGUUUAAAAGGUACAAACUCCAGAAAGAGAAAAAUGAUAUAUAUCCAAUGACAGACAAAAAUCCUGCCAGAAAGCGCCUUGCUCUGCUAAUCAACAACAUUGAGUUUCAGUAUUUGAAUGACAGAAUCGGGGCAGAUAAGGAUGAGCUUAGCAUGGAGAAGCUGUUUGAGGGUCUGGGUUAUGCUGUAGUGACACUCAGGAAUCUAUCUGCCAAGGGUAUGGACACCGCUAUGCGAGACUUCUCCCAGCGAGAGGAGCAUAAACUGUCAGACAGCUGCUUCGUGGUGUUCAUGUCCCAUGGAAGUGCCUCUGGAUUACAUGGAAUUUUUGACCUAGAAGGUAAUGAUGUCUUUUCUACGAAUGAAAUCUUCAAGCACCUGAACACACCAAACUGCGCAGGAUUACGUGACAAGCCAAAAAUCAUCCUCAUCCAGUCAUGUAGAGGAAGUGAUGAUGGUGAAGUGUAUGUACAAGACAGUGGAAAUCAGCGUUUACAAACAGAACAUCGUGAGAAAGACUUCUGCUGCCUGAGAUCCUGUACUCCAGAUACUGUGUCCUACAGGGAUAAAAAGAAAGGGUCUUGUUUCAUUCAGGACAUUGUGGAAAUAUUCAACCAGUAUGCCCACCAAGACCACAUUGAAGAGCUGUUUAGAAAGGUUCUCAAGAAAUUUAAAGAGACCCAUCCUACACAAAUGCCAUGCAAAGAGAGAACAACACUCUCAAAGAGGUUCUACCUCUUUCCUGGGCUGAAGCUUAUUGCUUAGUAGAUUAUUCUAUGUAAAUAGUGAUCUGUCCCAGCAAGCAGCUGAAAAUUGUAUACCGUGAACUUUGUAAAUUGUAUACCGUGAACCCAUUGACCACUAGGAAAAGCUCCAGCUGCCCCCCGCGACCCAGAAGGAUAAGCAGCUUAGAAAGUGUGUGUGUGUGUGUGUGUGUGUGUGAGUGUAUAGAAAUAUGUAUACACAUUCUUCAGAUGUCUUAUUUAAUGGCUGGUAUGUUUAAUUGAAAUUUGUGGCAAGAAGAGUGUGUUUUUAGCCCUUCUUCUGAAGCCAUAUUCAGAAUUGUUCUUUUGAUGAUUUUGGACAAGUGCUCAGGCAAAAUAGUGCUGGACAAACUAAUCUUUUUGUGUUUUCUCUUGAUUUGUAAGACUUCCAGGUAAAUAAUAAAUGAAACAUUUAGCAAGUU